GAUCAACUAUUUAAGUUUUAGUUUAGCAUAAAAUGGCUUUGAAAAGGUUACCUAACGAUGUUCAAUCUUUAUUAAGCGCUUCAACUCAAAUUAAUAAUUAUAAAAGAGCGGUCGAAGAAUUGGUUUACAAUUCGCUAGACGCAGAAUCAACAUCAAUAGCGAUAAGGAUAAACAUUCAAGAAGGCACAUUACAAGUCAUUGACAAUGGAUGUGGCAUUACGAAAGUUGAUUUUCACGAACUCGGACAAAGGUACAUGACAAGCAAAGUAGCUAAUAUUUCUUCCCUACAAGCAGCUCCCAAAAAGUACGGAUAUCGUGGUGAGUUCCUAGCUAAUAUAAUAACAGUUUCACAAACUGUUAAAAUCACAUCUCGACAUGAAAGUGCAGAAGAAACAUGGGCUAAAACAUUUUAUAAAGGAAAGGAGAAAAAGUUCUCAAAAAUGACAACGAGGCCUACAAAUGGGACAACAGUUGAUAUAAAAGGCUUUCUUUACAAUCUACAUAUUCAAAAGUCUACAAUCAAUCCUAUUCAUGAUCAGCAAAAUAUAAAAACGCUUCUAGAACAACUUUCUUUAGUGCACAAUCACAUAUCGAUAAGUUUAAGAGAUGACUGUAAAAACGAAAUCAUAUUUAAAAUCCAUAAGAAAAGAGAUAUUUAUCAAACUUUGAUGACCUUGUUUGAUAUUAAAAAUACUGAAGUAGUAGAACUUCAAGUAGAGAAGAAUGAGUAUAAAGUAAAAGGUUUUAUUGGAAAAACAGAUAGUGAUCUUGAUGUGCAUUGGAUUUAUUUAAAUAGAAAAUGUAUACAUAAUAGCAGCAAGUUACAUAAGAUGAUUAAUGACAAUUUCAAAAAAGUAUUACCGAUAAAGGAUCGCCGAAAAGUAAAAUAUAAGAAAGAUGACGACGAAAAUAACUUAUUUAAACAAAAUAUUCCAUUUUAUUUUGCGUUCAUCACGUGUCCAUACAUUGAUUAUGAAAUCAGUUAUACACCAAAGCAAUUAGUGAUAGAAUUUAAAAACUGUCACCCAAUAAAAAAACUGCUAGAAAAGCUUGUUAAGUUUUACGCUGGUGAUAUGAAUUUGAAGGAAAUCAAAGUGCCUAAAAUAAAACCAAACUCUUUUACAAAGGUAGAUAGUAAAGAUGACAAUAAAGACACUAGAAAUCAAGUUGAAAUGAUCAUGAAGAAAAUAUUAGGAAAUAAUACUAAAAAUAUAGAUGUCUCACAGUUGCAAAAAGGCGUCAAAGGUAAACUGAUUAAAAGAAAAAAGAAACUUGCCCAAAAAAUAAUACCAAUUUCGAAGUUGCUAACUGAAGAACAAGCAAAUAUAAAAACACCGGAUCCUAGACAUAUUGUUUUAAGAACUGAUAACAAAAAGUCCCAAGAAGAUGUACAGGAAAAUUCAAAGGCAAUCAAAAAACCCAUUUUUGUUGCUGAUCACAUUCGAACGGAAAAGUUGAAUGUAAAAGAAAAUAGAGUUUUGGAACUCAAACAGAAUAAAACUUACUUGAAACCUGAACAUAAAACUCGACAAAAGAAAAACGUUUCUAAUCCCAAAAAGGAUCCAGAUAAACAAAAACGCAAACAUAAAAUCUCAAAUAUAGAAAAAGUAAAGAAAAUAAAGCAGCAAAAUAAUAAAGAGUAUGGCCAAAAAAGGCUAACAGAAACUGAUUUAAUGUAUGAAAAAAGCAAAAUGGUCGCACAAAGAGCUGAAGAAUUCUUAGGACGUGAUAAAAGAGUUGUUGACACAAGACACGGACUAAAUCCUUCAAGGAAAUACAUGAAUAUCCACUACGAUAAAAUAUUUUUGGUUCCUAAAAACGGUGAGAUGGACAAACGCAAAGUAAUCACAUACAAACCGAAACUUUUUCAAACUACUUAUGAUCUCUUACAAACGAUCGUAACAAGCCAAAGAGAGUUUUUAAGUAGUAAUCGGAAUAUUACAGAAGAGUUUUAUGGUGAAAAUCGUCAUUUUGAUUAUAGGCAUAAGAUUACAUCGAUGUUUAAGCAUGAACUCCCAAAGAGAUAUCCAUUAUCUCACACAUUAAAAUCCAACGAAUGUAUCAAUAUUCAGACGAGUGAACAAAAAAAAUCAUCUCAUAUUACGUACAGCCCAAACAUCAAUGAAUUAUGUGAUAGUUUUACCAAUGAAAAUUGUUAUAAUCAGUCCUCAAGAAUUCCAACAUAUGACCCUGUAUAUUCAGGCAACAUUACUAACAAUGAAAAUUUUGAUAUCAGUUACAACCAUACCAAAACCAUACAAUGUACUUCAAGUGAUUAUUUAGAAAGUAAACUGACAUACGAAAGUCACAAUUACUAUAGAAACGAAUUUACCGAGGAAACUGAAACGACGAGAAAGUCUCUACCGCGAAAACAAAAUAUUCGAUUCAUAUCAAAACAAUCUGAAGAAAAUUUUACUUCGGUUAAUAUUCACAGGCUCAAGUAUAAAAAACAAUCUGAGUCCAAAAUUACAACUAAUAAAAAGAAUCACACAAAACAAAUUGUGAGUAACUCUUCUUUUACGAUCGAAUAUUCUGACAGUAAUGUGAAUGAAUUUAAUUCAGUUUCCAAAAGUGAUUUUGCCGCUAAUGGAACAUAUUGUAUUAAACACACUUCUCAAAAUCAUAAAAUGGAUCAAGGAUUUGGGUUAACUUACCCAGUAUCGCCCUCUAUUCUGCAAUGUAAUGAAAUAAGAGAGCCACAUCAAGCAAUCAAUAAAAGUUUAGUCAUUCAAUCAGAUGAGCUCUUUGACAAGUGCUCAAAUAACGGAAAUUUGGAAAUUGCCACUACGGCGGCAAACAAGAGUGAACCUGACCAAAACAAUUUAAACAUUGUAUUCGUUUCUAAAUCACAGUAUUUUGAUAAUGAUAUAGAACCAUUGAACGUGUGUGAAACAGUCAUGCCUGGAAGUGAUUCAGUAGAAAAUGAAUUUAAAUUACCGUUUCAUGAAAAUAAUCAUCUGAAUGACACCCUUUAUAAUAAUCUGGAAAUGAUUCACGACACUAAUAUGAAUAACGAAAACGAACUAAGCCAUACAAUUGCAAAUCAGGAUGAGGUAAUUGAAAAUACUGAGAAUGUUUCCCGUCACUUUUCAAGUAAAGGUAAUAUAGACCCAAAUAUGGCCUUACAAGGUACUACGAUUAAGUCACAAAUGGGUGAUAAAGAAAAUCAGAGUAAAUAUACUGCACCCGAUGAUGUACUAAUCCAAGGCAUAGAAAUGAGUUUGGGUAAUGAAGUUGGACUGCAGAAUUGUAAUAUGGAAGACAAGAAUUUUAAUUUGAAAAAUAGGCCCCGGUUCAUGCCCAAAGGUAUGUCUCAAAUAUUUGAAAAUUGCCGCACCAAAAAUGCUUGUAAUUAUAUUCUGGACAAGGAUUACUACGAAGAUAGUAUUUAUAACAAUUUUGUACAUGAUGUUCAUGUAAACACUGAAAUAUAUGAACCAAAGAUACAGAAUGUUGAAGAUCUUACGACUAGAGAUAUUCAUAAGUUUCAAAAUAAAGUUAAAAAGAAUAAUGCAUCCUUAAUUUUUGAUGAAAAGUCUUUGAGAAACGCCAAGGUUCUUGAUCAAGUUGAUUGUAAAUUCAUUGCCACAAUCGUAGCAGAAAAAUGUUUGGAAACUGAAGAGCCAACUGAAUAUUUAGUGCUCUUUGAUCAACAUGCUGUACACGAAAGGAUACGACUAGAAAACAAUUUAGCAGAAUACAUACAACAAGACACAUGGAAAAGUACUCCUCUUGAUAACGUCUCAAUGAAACUAUCAAAAGAUGAAAUCCUUUACUUACACAACUAUAAGGACAAGUUUAAUCAACUUGGUCUACAAUGGACAAUAUUAAAUGAAAAUGAAAUUAUGGUCAAUUCUAUACCUAAAGCAAUUCUUGGGAAAAACCCGCGGGAGGUUGAGAAAGUGAUAAAAGCAGUGAAACAUUUAAUCGUUGAAGAAAUCAAUGCGAUAAAAGUGCAAAAAGGUUGUUUAGCUUUAUAUCCAAAAUCUAUAAUGGAUUUGGUUUUCAGUGAGGCUUGUAGAUACGCCAUAAAAUUCGGAGACCAUCUUUCGAAGAACGAUUGCGUUCAGCUGAUACAGUCUUUGUCUGCCUGUAAGACACCGUUUCAAUGUGCUCAUGGCAGACCUGUGAUGGCAGUUAUAAUGGAUAUUAAAAGCAAUAAACAAGAAUAUAAGGUAAAACCCUGUUUUCAUUAAAUACAACGUCAUUGUUAUAAAUCUAUCAACAUGAAAGCCGUAUCAUGCAGUAGAUUCACUUUUUAAAUUGGAAAAUAUA
Messenger RNA from Trichoplusia ni (cabbage looper), 4275 nucleotides. RefSeq lists its product as uncharacterized. Gene Ontology annotation, cellular component: mismatch repair complex. NCBI's taxonomy places the organism in Eukaryota, Metazoa, Arthropoda, Insecta, Lepidoptera, Noctuidae. The record is from RefSeq and is a predicted model, not a curated record. Gene Ontology annotation, molecular function: ATP binding; ATP hydrolysis activity; ATP-dependent DNA damage sensor activity. Gene Ontology annotation, biological process: mismatch repair. The transcript is spliced from 11 exons. The coding region runs from base 33 to 4196 and encodes 1387 amino acids.